GUUCGAUUAGCGGUUCAAGAGUGAAAUAGUGUUCUGAUUAGAUAUAUACGGUCCUAGAUUAGAUAUAAUUCAUAUUUUCAGCUCUAGUAGUUCGUCAUCGUUGGAAGAGUAUGGCCAGAGUUUCCAUAAUAACGUCUCUCCUCCUAAUCUACAACCACAGGGUAUUCUUGGCAACAGCAGAUCUGUUCCGAACGGUUUGAAAAUAAACCUUGACAGCCCUGAUGGACCAAAAUCGCCUGUUUCACCAGUGACUAAUGUAUGCUGGUUUGUGGAUGAGCUGCCUGUGAUUGAAGAAGAAGACCAGGAUAAGCGCCGUAUCUCUGAUGAGAGUUCAGUUAAAAGCAACAGUGGAAGUUCAAAAACAACCAGUGAGCGUUUGGAUCCUGCAGCAUUGCUCCACUCUUCGACAUUUUCAGAAAAAGAAGGAAGUGAACGAAUGUCAAAGAAGCACAGCGAGAAGAACGAUAAUCGAGGAGGAGACAAUAAGAAUCUCAAAAAGGAGUAA
This is a messenger RNA of Cylicostephanus goldi, 505 nucleotides long. Lineage: Eukaryota; Metazoa; Nematoda; Chromadorea; Rhabditida; Strongylidae. The record is from the annotation of a GenBank genome assembly.